This is a messenger RNA of Entrophospora candida, 2252 nucleotides long. Lineage: Eukaryota; Fungi; Glomeromycota; Glomeromycetes; Entrophosporales; Entrophosporaceae. The record is from the annotation of a GenBank genome assembly.
AAAUUGAAAUUGAUGAGGAUUUUAAGUGGUUUGAUAAUGAAAUUGAAAAAAAUGUUGAGUCUUUUUAUGAUGGUUUAUCAAAUAAUAUAGAAAAUGUGACAUCAUUAUCAUCAUCUAAAUCACCCUUUGAAAAUAGAGAAGAAGAGGAGAAAGAAGCAAUAGAACAAAAUCUAGAACAACAACAAAAAAAACAGGUGAAAAACAGAAUACGAUAUCGUUAUACAAUAGAAGAAUUAUUAGCAUUACAACAUAGUCCAUUGGUUGAAAAACCUGAAGGUUUACCUUCAAUUCUUGAAUCGGAAUGUAUCAAGAAAGAAGGCAAAAAAAGUGUAACUGAUGGUAGUAAUACAGAUAAUGAAAAAAGCAAUAAUAAAUCAUCGAAUCACCAUCAUAACGAUGGAACAAAAAAAUCAAAAGAGGAGUCAAAUAAUUCUUCAUUUGGAAAUCAAAAAAGUCCUUCGUUAACUGUUUCCAAUAAAAGCCCUAAUGGAUCAGUACAAACCUCACCUAAACCAUCGGAUAGAAUUAUUCUUGGCCCUCCAAAAAUGACUUUUGCUUCUUCCUCUGGUGACGAAGUCUCUUAUGUGAAAUCUCGAGCACCUCGUGGACCCACCAGUGAACGAGGAUUUAUCGGCAGAGAAGCUAUACGAGAACGAUAUCUUGCUGAAAAGGCAUCAAAAGAAUUAAAUACUUCAUCGAAUAAUAAUAAUAAUCAUAAUAAUCACCAUAUUAAUAGUAAUCAUCAUCAAAAUCAUCACAAUCAACAACAUCACCAUCAACAACAACAUCACCAUCAACAUCAUAACAGUAACAAUAAUAGCAAUAACAACAAUAACAGUCAUCAUGGCCGCAAUUCUGGAAAUUCUCGAUCUCAUGAAAGGAAUAAUCGUAAAGAUGGUAACAAUUUCAGUAGUAAUCAUCAUAUAAAUAGAUCAAAUUAUUCAAAAAAUCAUCAUAAUCACGACGAAAGAUCCGAGAUACCAUUAUGGGUAGACUAUAAUCCGCAAAUCGAUGAAGAACAUAAUGGUAGAUCACGAAGUAUUACACAAGCUGAUAAUAUUACUUCUUGUCGCUCAGAAAAUAAUAAGAAUAAAGAGGAAAAAUAUUUAGCACAAGAAAAUAAUAGUGUGAAAGGAAAACUCGCCGCUGAUUUAAAUGAACCCACAUUAAAUAUAACUAGUGUAGAUCAACUUUUUGGUCUAGAUGGCAUUGAUCUUAGUACUCCAUUGGAAUUAGGUUCAUCUGCUUUUGAUAAAUUCCUUUCACAACAUAAAUUAGCAAUGGCCGAUGAUAGUAUAACAAAAAUAGGACCUGGAAAACGUAAUAACGACUUACCGACCACUCGAGAACAACAAACGUCACAAAAUCGUAAUAUUAAACCUUCAAAAAUUUCUAAUAAUAAUAAUACUAUUUCAUCCAAUUUGACAACAACAACAUCUACAUCACGGAAUAGUUUAAUCCCUAAUGAUUUAUUAAAACCUGGUCCUAUUAGCAUUAAUGCAUUAUUUCAAAGAAAAAGAAUGUUAUCAGAAGCUGAGGUAUUACAAUCUUUAGGUGCAAAACCACCCAAUAUAUCUGAAAUUUCUCAAUCUGAAACUGAAGAUGUUGUUGGAUUUAACAAAAUACUGGCUGCUUUGGCAAAAGGAAAUUCAUCAGAUGUGCAACAAAUUUCACAAACAGUCCCUAAUAAUAUACCAUCAUCAUCAUCAUUGUCAUCAACUGUAAAUAAUCUUCAUUCAUUAUCAUCAACAUCAAAUCAAUCACUGUCAAGCGUACAUCAAACAACAGUAACAACAAGUAAUAAUCAACAACCAGCAAUACCUUUCAAUGAUCCUUCCAUAAUAAAUUCGACUAAAAAAAUUAAUAUGCUUCUUGGAGGAAAUGUACCAACUUCCGUAUAUCGUCAGUUAAGUUCGAGAUCAGAAAAUGGAUCAAGAGAAUCAUCUGCCGGAUCUUCACCUGCAUUGAAAUAUCCCAAAACCAAUUUUUCCAACUAUCCGCCACAUUCACCACCACUACAUUCAACAAAUCUUUCGGAUAUGUUUCCUGUCCAUCGCCAUCAUCCUUCAAUGUUACCAAGCACCGAAGCAUUGUAUGCUAAUAUGCAAGGAUAUGCUCAAUUCAUUCCAAAUAUAGUAAACAAUGCCAUGGCCUCUAACAAAAUACCAGGUAUUCCUAACAAUUCUACAUUACAACAACAUGGUAUGAUGACCUUGGAGGAAAUAGAAAGGAAGGGACUUGGUGGUCGUUAA